This is a messenger RNA of Patiria miniata (bat star), 1250 nucleotides long. Its product is annotated as splicing factor U2AF 35 kDa subunit-like. Gene Ontology annotation, biological process: mRNA splicing, via spliceosome. Bases 80 to 784 code for a protein of 234 amino acids. Gene Ontology annotation, cellular component: spliceosomal complex; U2AF complex. The transcript is spliced from 5 exons. The record is from RefSeq and is a predicted model, not a curated record. Gene Ontology annotation, molecular function: pre-mRNA 3'-splice site binding; metal ion binding. NCBI's taxonomy places the organism in Eukaryota, Metazoa, Echinodermata, Asteroidea, Valvatida, Asterinidae.
AUCUCCUGUAAUAAUUUAGCAAAGAAUACAGGACAGUGAAGCCAGUCUAUGCAGACGCCUGCGCGUGUGAAGAAUCAAGAUGGCGGAAUAUCUUGCGUCGAUUUUUGGAACGGAAAAAGACAAGGUCAACUGUUCCUUCUACUUCAAGAUUGGAGCCUGUCGUCAUGGCGACCGUUGUUCAAGACUUCAUAACAAGCCAACGUUCAGUCAGACGAUUGUUCUGUCCAACAUCUACCAAAACCCACAGAACACUGCGCAGAGUGCAGACGGAGGACACAUUACCAACAUUUCGGAUGUGGAGAUGCAGCAGCAUUUUGACGACUUCUUUGAAGAAGUCUUCACGGAGUUGGAAGAGAAGUACGGGGAGAUAGAGGAAAUGAACGUUUGUGAUAACCUGGGCGACCAUCUGGUAGGCAACGUCUACGUCAAAUAUCGUCGUGAGGAGGACGCUGAGGCGGCCGUGACUGAUCUCAACAAUCGUUGGUUCAAUGGGCAGCCAAUCAGAGCAGAGCUGUCCCCUGUGACAGACUUCCGUGAGGCGUGCUGUCGUCAGUAUGAGAUGGGGGAGUGCACGCGCGGAGGCUUCUGCAACUUCAUGCAUCUGAAGCCCAUCUCGCGCCAGCUGCGUCGCGACCUGUACGGCCGGCGCAAGAAAGGUCGCCGCUCUCGCUCACGCUCACGCAGUAAGGAAAGGCCAGCCGGGAGAUCGCGCUCCCGAAGCAGAGAGCGCCCUCGACGUGGGCACGACAGGUCCAGGGAUCGUGAACGCUCAGGGCGAUUCUAGAGUCCACGUAAGCUCCACGCGGCGAGUUAUUGUGGUUAACCUUCUUCAAAGGCAUAUAGGGUCAUUUGCUUUUCGUGCAUUUUGUUCGUUUCCAAUUCUGACAGCACUCAAUAUCCAAAGAAGGAUGUUGAAAACCUUGCUCAGGGGAUGCUUCUCUUUUCGUUGAAGUAAGAAAUCGUGCACAACCUUUUAAUCACGAUAAAUGCAAAUGAUCCUAUGCCUUUGAGUACAUUAAAAUUGGAAUAGCCAUUGUGUGGUACAUAUUGCUCCAAUUGAGGGUUCUGAAGACCUGUAUUUUCUGUGGGCUCUCAAUAACCUGGGCAGGUGCGCAAACCAAUCAAUUAAGUCGUGCCCCGUCACCAAUGACUGCUGUGACUGAUGUCCGGCAUGCACGCACUAACAUGGGUGUCUGUUAGAUUCAGUCAGAUGUCUAGUGAAACCACCAAAUGUUGAUAAGGAUAACCAA